This is a messenger RNA of Closterium sp. NIES-65, 1872 nucleotides long. NCBI's taxonomy places the organism in Eukaryota, Viridiplantae, Streptophyta, Zygnematophyceae, Desmidiales, Closteriaceae. The record is from the annotation of a GenBank genome assembly.
AUGAAAUCGAUCUCCCACAGAAUAGUUGGAAUCAGAGGUGUUUCUUUCUCUGCUGCCAGACUGCGUUUCUUCUCACCUUGUUCGUUCCACCCUUGCUCGUUCCGCACUUGCUCGUUCCACCCUUGCUCGUUCCGCCCUUGCUCGUUCCCCACUUGCUCGUUCCACCCUUGCUCGUUCCGCACUUGCUCGUUCCACACUUGCUCGUUCCGCCCUUGCUCGUUCCCCACUUGCUCGUUCCGCCCUUGCUCGUUCCGCACUUGCUCGUUCCGCCCUUGCUCGUUCCGCACUUGCUCGUUCCACUUCCGUCAUUCUGCCCUUGUUCGUUCCUCCGCCCUUUCUCCUCGUUCCGCCCUCCCCCUCGUUGCGCCCUUCCUCCUUGUUGCGCCCUUCCUCCUCGUUGCGCCCUUCCUCCUCGUUGCGCCCUUCCUCCUCGUUCCGCCCUCCUCCUCGUUCCGCCCUCCGCCAGCCCCUAUGCUAAAACCUCUCCUUCCCUCCGUUCACCUCCUCUCCUCGGAAAGACCUGUUGAGGCCAGUGAGGUGAGGCCCCUCGCGCUCGCUCCUAUUGCUCCUCACUCACUCACGUGCUCUGCUCCCCUCCACUCACCUGUGCUGCACCCUAAACCUCUGCCAUGGUUUCUAAACCAUCCGCCAUGCUGUCACACCUGCCAUCCCUCCCCACCCCGCCUUGUGCAGAAAGGUCUUCUCUCCUUUCUGCGGGGCACCGUGAAGAGACCUUCUCACCCCGCCAAGACACGAGACAUACUUACAAUUCAUGCCGCCCGUCACUGUUCAUGCCGCCCGUCACUGUUCAUGCCGCCCGUCACUGUUGAUGCCGCCCGUCACUGGUCGUGCCGCCCGUCACUGGUCGUACCGCCCGUCACUGGUCGUGCCGCCCGUCACUGGUCGUGCCGCCCGUCACUGGUCGUGCCGCCCGUCACUGGUCGUGCCGCCCGUCACUGGUCGUGCCGCCCGUCACUGGUCGUGCCGCCCGUCACUGGUCGUGCCGCCCGUCACUGUUCGUGCCGCCCGUCACUGCUCGUGCCGCCCGUCACUGCUCGUGCCGCCCGUCUCUGCUCGUGCCGCCCGUCUCUGCUCGUGCCGCCCGUCACUGCUCGUGCCGCCCGGUCACUGCUCCUGCCGCCCGGUCACUGCUCCUGCCGCCCGUCACUGCUCCUGCCGCCCCGUUACUGUUCAUGCCGCCCGAUUACCAUGCCAUGCCAUGUCCUCGUGCUCGUUUCCGCCCUUGCUCGUUUCUGCCCUUGCUCGUUUCUGCCGACAGUGACGGGCGCAGCUGGGCAACGGUGCGGCGAGGCUAAGGCGAAGCCAGUGAGGCACGAGGUGAGACAACGGUCCCCACUCUCCUGGCCCCCUUCUCCUAUGCUCUCACUCUCCUGGCCCCCUUCUCCUAUGCUCUCACUCUCCUGGCCCCCUUCUCCUAUGCUCUCACUCUCCUGGCCCCCUUCUCCUAUGCUCUCACUCUCCUGGCCCCCUUCUCCUAUGCUCUCACUCUCCUGGCCCCCUUCUCCUAUGCUCUCACUCUCCUGGCCCCCUUCUCCUAUGCUCUCACUCUCCUGGCCCCUUUCUCCUAUGCUCUCACUCUCCUGGCCCCCUUCUCCUAUGCUCUUGCUCUGCACUCGUCGUUCCCUUGCUCUGCACUCGUCGUUCCCUUGCUCUGCACUCGUCGUUCCCUUGCUCUGCACUCGUUGUUCCCUUGCUCUGCACUCCUCCUCACCCCCCUGUUUUCCCAUCCCCCACUGUUCAUCCUAUUGCUUCCCCAUCCCGCACUGCUCACCCCACUGUUUCCCCAUCCCGCACUGUUCACCCCACUGGUUCCCAUCCUGCACUGUUCACUCUCCGCUCUGGUCUGGAUGA